Molecule: messenger RNA, 3583 nt
Organism: Pyricularia oryzae 70-15
Lineage: Eukaryota; Fungi; Ascomycota; Sordariomycetes; Magnaporthales; Pyriculariaceae
Exons: 4
Coding region: 496-3387 (963 amino acids)
Biological process (GO): regulation of DNA-templated transcription
Molecular function (GO): DNA-binding transcription factor activity, RNA polymerase II-specific; zinc ion binding
Source: RefSeq, a predicted model, not a curated record
UUUCACUCUUUUUUUUUUUUUUUUUUUUUUUUUUUUUUCUUCUUCUUUGUUCUCCUCCCCCACCCCUAUCUCAAUCCCUAUGACCUGAUAAUUUUGCUUACGAAGUCAGUUCGACAUGGGCGUGGGACGUCUCUCGUCCUAAUCCGUAUUGUUUUGUAAUGGAGUAAGGUACCUAUGCCUGUGAACUGUGACCAGUCGCACAUCCAUCCAUCCCCUGGCGCUACUCUGCUUCUGCGCGACCCUGUUUGUUAUCAUGCUCCCCCGCUAGUGGCUUGUACCUAUGGCGCCUUUAAACGUGCAGAAAGUGGCUAGUCAUCCCGCUCUGCCCCUUGACUACUGCUGGGCUGGUUUUUUAAAUGGCUUCUGUUCGCUGACAUUUUGGUCGGCUAUCAUUUUUUUCUACACCUGGGUAGUGUGUCUAGCUUCUUUAUCCCUUACCGUCAACAAGACCAAAAAAAACAGCAAAAGAGAAAACAGAGAGAAAACAAAGAGACGAUGAACCAAGCCCCUGAUGGAAGAUGGAUAAGGGUGCCCUCGGCCCCGACAUCACCGGCGCAAACCUCGCACAGGAAUGCAAUCAGAUGGCCUGAACAACUUCAGACGGCCCAUCACUUGGACGCAAGUCAUCGACUGCCCGGAGCGCAUUACCAACAACCGGCCCAACGGUCAGCAAUAACUCAUGAUCAUCUUCACUAUCCGCCCAGACCGCCACCCCAACAACAACAGCAGCAACAACCACCACCACAACAACAACAACAGCAACAGUCUGAUCAGAGCAGUCUCGGCUUCGAGAGAACCUACGAGGUCUCUUCCGAGUACACCGUCAGUCCCAGCCCUCCGAUGUCCGCACACCGUUUCCACCAGCACACCGCUGCUCCCUUACCGCCUCGCUCCCCUCAGCCACAGCCGCAGCAGCGCGAUGACACGCGAAAGAUGAGCUUCGACUCUGUGCUUCAGCUGCCGCCAAGACGGACUAAUGCACGAGCUUCCCAGGCUUGCAACACCUGCAGGAGGCUCAAGACAAAGUGCGACAUGGCCAGACCUUGUAAGACUUGCCGUGACAGAAAGGGAGAUUGCAUUUAUUCUGGCUCGGUAUCAAAGUACCACGACAGAUAUUCACAGCUCUUGUUUGAUGGCCUCCAGCAUGAGAUGGCCAAACUGCAAGAGCGGACAGAGCACAUUGAGCGUGUUCUCGGCAUCAUGACCGCACCGGCGCUCGACAGAGCUCUCACAAACAGCACGGUAGCUUACGGCGAGGCUUUGGCAAUCAGAGAGCAGUGGCAUCCUCAAGCAGCGAGGAUAGAUCCGGGCAUGCAGGCCGCCGUCGUCCCAGAUGUGGUUGGCAGGCCAUUUGGAAAGGCGCCAGCAAAGAUUGACACGAGACCUCCCGUGGGCCCCAACGAUGAUCCCAUCAUGAUGAAUCACCCUACACUGGCUCAGGAGAUCCUGCAAUGGCCUGCAGUCAGUCAUUUUCUUCAGAGACAACUGGCCAGCGAAGGCAUCCAAUCCCCUGCAGAUUUUCCACUUCCCCAAGAGCAGCAGAGAGACCGACUGUGUCCAUCGUUUGGAGCAGGCGAGAGUUACGAAAAGACAGACAAACUUACCCCCAUCACUCAAUACGAGCUGGAACCAACCGGACCUUCGGGGCCGCCGCUACCAAACCGCAUCGACUGGGGGCCAGCAAGUGUUCCGUCUGGCCACAUGAGCCCUGAGGGAGCCGGAUCAAGCCCCCAGGGGAGCUCUGAGCCCGACAUGAGCCCAGAGACGGUCUGGAAGCUUGUACAAAGCUACAAGAGUAACAUACAAAACAUGCACCCACUCAUGGGCCAAGAGGAGCUGGAAGCCAUGGUCAACAAGUUCCUCGAAAACCAGUCCAGCCCUGCAAAAAAGCAAUCGGCCGCGGCCGCCAAGCUUACAGUCAGGAGGCUCAACAAGAGGAAGCGGUCCCCUAUCUGCAAUGGUCAAGACGUUUCAGCGUCUGAAGGCUCGGAUUCGCACACACCGCAGCAUGCACAAAAGCUGGCGAGGUCGGAUGUGACUAUUGACGACGCUGUCAUCCUGUGCAUAUUAGCCCUCGGCAAGAUCAGCUCUCACAAGGAGAGGCUCUCGGGCAGCUUCUCCGAAGACGUGCACUCGUGGCAACACCGUCUGUCGCCGGCGCGACCGGAACAGCAAUACCCAGCCCCCGUAUCGCAAAGCUACCCUCCUCUGCCCGGCACGUUACAUCCGGACCAACACGCUACAGCGAGCCCGAGGAAGCACAUGCACGACAUGCCGGGUCUAGAAUAUCUCAUACAAGCCACCGACAUCAUGUCAAGUCAGAUGCACGCCUGCACCCUCAAGCACGUUCAAGCCAGCAUACUCUGUGGGCUCUACUACGGACAGCUGGGUCGCGCGCUGGAAAGUCUCGAGCAGGUGCAGCAAGCGGCCAUGAUGAUCCAGCAGCUGAUCAGAUCUUAUCUUUAUCGCCUUCAACACAUGGGCAUUUGUGAAGUAAAGGACAACCAACUAAUUUUUGCUUUUUGGACGUGUUUACAACUGGAGAGUGAAAUUCUCGACCAGCUACGUCUCCCAAGAUCCGGGAUUCUUUUGUACGAGCACGUCAUGCCCAAGCCAAACGCCGUCAAGGCCCUGCAGACCGGAGUCGAACAAGACGUCAUGGAACACUACAUGGCGCAGCUCUACCUCAGACGGCAGCUCAACCACAUCCACGAUAUGCUCCAGCCGUCCUGCGACCCCCAACACAUGCUGCACCGGCAGCCCAUGUCUCCGACGACGCCCCUGAUACGCGCCUUCAAGCAGUGCCUCGACAAGUCGGAGUGGGCUUCGGAGCGUCUGCAGUUUGACGACAACGACGCGCCCUCCCCGAACCUCUUGCAGGCGAGGCUGCGCGCCAAGUACUGGAAGGCACUCGUCGCCACCUUCAGGCCCGUCAUCCGCGCCAUCGUCAACAUGCCCUACGAAAUGCCCAUCUACAAGGUGGAGGAGAAUGAGAAUCUUGGCGGGGAGGCAAAUCUCGAGGACAGAGUCGAUGUAUCGCUGUACCCGCUCGACCCGAUCAUGCUGGAGCAUGCCCGACAGGCCGUCAAGGCCCUCGUCGAAAGCACACGAGCCUUUCACGCUAUCCAAGACGCCCGACUCGUCAUACCGGACGUUUUUGGAACGGCACACAUGCAAUGGAGCAACCUGAUUACAUUGGUCGCCAUAUACCGCGACCCUCGCAUCGGCCGCCUCGUCGACGGCGUCACCCUCAGAGACCUCUUUCGACGAACCAUAGAAUUCCUCGGCGUGGUUGUGCACGCCCCAAGCUCGCUUUCGGUCAUACUACGAAUCCUACAGAGGCUAGAGAUGGAGCUCUUUGACGGGAGGACAGACCGGAUCCCGUGAUAUUGUUUUGUUUUAUUAGGGGUUUUUUUAUUUUACAAAAGAAGAACAAGUUUUCCAAAGAUAAUUAGACACGCCGAUAUAUGUGGCACGGAGGGGUACAUAAUCUCUAAUCGUCUAUUACAUACAUACAUACAUACAUACAUACAUAGGUACAUACCUACACACUUACAUACCUACAUACCGAAAAUAAAUACAC